Molecule: messenger RNA, 1935 nt
Organism: Selaginella moellendorffii
Lineage: Eukaryota; Viridiplantae; Streptophyta; Lycopodiopsida; Selaginellales; Selaginellaceae
Product: pentatricopeptide repeat-containing protein At4g02750
Exons: 1
Coding region: 1-1935 (644 amino acids)
Biological process (GO): RNA modification
Molecular function (GO): RNA binding; protein binding
Source: RefSeq, a predicted model, not a curated record
AUGAUUUUUCAUGGGGGCGAGACUCUGGACGAGAUCCGAGAGCGCUACGCCUCACUCCUGCGCUCGUGUGCCAAUUCCAGGGAUCUCGCCCGGGGAAUCCAGCUCCAUUCGCAGAUAUCCUCCUCGGCACAGCUCCGUGACGAUCGAUUCCUGGGAAAUCUCCUGGUCCACUUGUAUGGGCGUUGUGGGCGCCCGGAGGAAGCGCGCAGGGUCUUCGAUAGCAUCCCGUGCCCGAACACGUUCUCCUGGAACAUCAUGCUCAAGGCCUACACCCAAAACGGGGAUCUCGACCAAGCGCGCCGCCUCUUUGAUCUCAUCCCUUGCCGCGACAUGGUCUCAUGGAACACAAUGCUGGACCUCUUUUCUCUCUCCAGCGAUCUCCAGAGCGCGCAGCAAUCGCUGGACUUGAUGCCAGUGGUAGAUCUCGUUUCCUUCAACACGAUGCUCGCAGCAAAUGCCCUUUGCGGGCACCUUGAUGGCGUCAAGAAAAUCUUCGACGAUAUGCCAGAGUGGGAUGUUUUCUCUUGCACGCCUCUGCUGGAAGCAUAUUCACAGUACGGAUGCAUCAACCAGGCCCGGCAGCUUUUCCGUACGAUGCCCGUGCGAAACCUCGUGACGUGGAAUGCCUUGCUUGCGGUACAUGCCGUAGCGGGGCAUAUUGAGGAGGCAAAGUGUGCGUUUGAUACCAUGCCCGAGCACGACAUCGUGUCUUGGGCGAGCCUUUUAAACGCGUAUUUCCGUUCUGGAAAUAUAGACCUGUGCAAAAGGUGCUUCAAGUGUCUUCCGUGCUGGAAUGUUGUAUGUGCAACAACGAUGAUCCAAGCAUAUGCCCAGCUAGGGCAUAUUGUAGAUGCGGAAGCGCUUUUUUAUGAUCUUCCGGAAUGGAACAUGGUUUCGAUCAAUGCCAUGCUUGCCGCGUAUGCACAGAACGAUAGAAUUUUUUUGGCUGAGAAAAUGCUGUCGAAGUUGCCAGAGGCAAACGCCGCGACAUGGGGCGCAAUGCUUCAUGCAUAUGCCAUAACGGGGCAUUUUGACAGAGCAAAACAGCUCUUCGACACCAUGCCCGAGAAGACCCUCUUUGCUUGGAAUAUGAUGCUCCAGGCAUAUUCUACCGCCUCCCUUGCCUUGGAAGCGUCAAGAAUCUUCGAUUCCAUGCCGGAGCGAAAUGCCGCAUCCUACACCGCUAUUGUGGCGGCAUACUCACAGUGCGGCCUCACAGCGCAAGCUCUAGACGUCUUCCACUCAAUGCCCAAGACAAAAGGUGGCAAAGCUAAUAACGAUAACGACGAGGAGAUGGCGUGGAAUGGAAUCGUAGCUGCUUGCGUUCUCAACAAGGAGAUCGACCAUGCAAAGAUCUUGUUCGACCAGAUUCCCCGACCAAGCGUUGGAACCCACAACCUUUUGAUCCAAGGCUACGGCCAGACUCGAAAUCUUGAGUCCGCCCGGCGAAUAUUUUCGGGAAUGCCGGAGAGGGACACAGCUUCAUGGAACGCGAUUCUUGCAGCAUUUGCCCAAUGUGGGCAUGUAGCACACGCGGAGCUUCUCUUUGAGCAAAUGCCGCGGCGGAGCCUUGUGUCGUGGAACGCGAUGAUCUCCAUGCAUGGUCGCUCCGGGCGGUUCCACCGCGCGCUGGAUCUCCUCUGUGCGAUGCGCGCCGCUGGUUUCCAGCCGGAUCAAGUCUCAUACUUGAGCGUUCUCGCCGCUUGCAACCAUGUCGGCCUGGUGGAGGAGAGCUCGUCUCUGUUCCUGGCGAUGGCGGAGGAGCUGGGAGGAGGCUCCGGGAUCGAGCAUUACUCGUCGAUGGUGGACCUGCUGGGACGGGCCGGGCAAGUCGAGUUUGCCAGAGAGAUCAUCCAAAGCAUGCCGUUUGUGCCCGACGCCAAAGCCUUGGGUGCUCUCUCCGGAGCUCGGAAGCUCCACGUCUCGGCAAAGUGA